Molecule: messenger RNA, 555 nt
Organism: Sphenostylis stenocarpa
Lineage: Eukaryota; Viridiplantae; Streptophyta; Magnoliopsida; Fabales; Fabaceae
Source: the annotation of a GenBank genome assembly
AUGGCAAAAAUAUGGUGCUUCAGUGGAACACCUCCUCUACUACCUUCACGCAACCAGUUUCGAAGGAAUCAUAGCGUCCAAAGGUGCUCAAACGCUAACAUGCCCAAAAGCAUGAAGACUUAUGCAAGUAUGAAUAAAAAAAGUGAAAGUGAAAGUGAAAGAGAAACCCCUCAGAUACUGAAAAUAGCGGUGAGCGGAGUGACGGAGCUCUUGAGGCUUUUCUCUCCUUCUUUGAAUCAAUCAAGCUUUCAGAAACAGAGAGAUGAAUUCUCAAUUUCAACCGUCGAUGAUGUUCUCAGUAUCAUAAAAUCUGAUUACGACAACGCUUAUUUCGUAACAGGGAACUUCACUUCUUCAAUUUAUGCUGAGAACUGUAUCUUUGAAGACCCAACUAUUAAAUUUCGUGGUAGGGAGUUAUACGCACGAAACUUGAAAUUGCUUGUUCCAUUCUUUGCCUGUGCAUCAAUUGUACUACAAAAGAUUGAGAAGAUGAAGGAGAUUAAAUUUUUAGGUGGCUAUUGGGAAGCUGGAUGGAGCCACACCGCCCCAACCUAA